CAGAUUCAUGAUAUCCUGUUACGACCCACAGAGCAAGUUUCAUAACCAACCUCUUGUUACAAAACAGAGACAUAUUAAGGUUUACAUUAAUGUUAAAAUCAUUAUUCAGGUAUGUUUAACUACAAAAAGAUGUUAAACAUAUGUUAGAACGGUUUUGAAGAAUGUAUUUUGCCAAGAGCUUUAGCUAUUUAACUGUAAUAACCUAAGGUUAGUAAAUCUGUUUUAAAAAAUCAGGUUGCUUGAAUAUCUCCUUAUUACAAGAUUGAACUUCAAAAUAUUUCUUAAAACUUUUGAAAAAUGUGAUCGUAUUAUCACAAACAAGGGGUCAGUAGGUUACCAGAAAAAGGAUCUUAGGGUCAUAUGAAUCCUGAGGGUCACUAAGGACUAGCAACUCCUCUAAGCCUGUAAUCAGGCUUAAGGUUACCCAGGACACCACCGGGAUAAGAAUAGCCUCAACCUGACUGAGGCAAGUGGAAAUACUAGCUUACCGCCACAAUACUAACAGGGUGUCAUUGUUACCAAGGGAUUAAGGUGUUUUGUUUUUCAGCUAUUGGGGAGCUAGAUCUAUCAAAUGCACCCUCUGCUACUGUUACCAAUAAAAACCCACACAACAUCAUAUUCUUAAUGCCAAAAGUUGGAAAUGUCAGGAAAAUUGAGACAAGAAGGUUUUUAUGGAAAAUUGAUCCUUAGUAUGGCGUUUUCUCAUAAUUUAUAAUAUAAAAGGAAUGUUCAGACAUCCCAGACCUAUUUUGAUUUAAAAAAAUGGCUUAAGUCCAUGUAGAAAAUUAGAAAUUGAUAUAUAUUCUUCAAUAUUUUACAUUAUAUCAGUGUACAACAAUUGAUUUACUAUUUUGUGAGGGAAAUGCCCGAAUUCAGAGGGUAGCUUUAGUGGAAUGAAUCCCCAAAGCAUACCAUAGGGGUAGAAAUAUAACAAGCCUAGGAAGUUUUUCAAGGCAAAGCAUUAUCAAAUAGGCCAACCAAAAGUAUUUUUGUAACAUUUAUCUUAAUAGGGUAACCCAAAAAAGAACUAUGGGACCUUACAAAAGACUCAUCAAAGACAAAAGAACGGGUUUUUUCACUGAACAGCCAGAAUGAGUAAUUUAGGCCAAAUUGCUAGCAGAUGGUUCCCCUAAAAUUACAAGGUAAUCACAAAGAGGAGUUAUGUAAUAUAGGGAAAUAUAUUUAAUUUUUUCUGAUUCUCAUAGAAAUAAACUCUUGUUUAAGAAUUUUAUCCUGCCUGAGAGAAAAGGUUUGAAUGAAUGAUUAAAUUCACAAUCUAAGAAAAAA
Molecule: messenger RNA, 1287 nt
Organism: Penaeus vannamei (Pacific white shrimp)
Lineage: Eukaryota; Metazoa; Arthropoda; Malacostraca; Decapoda; Penaeidae
Source: RefSeq, a predicted model, not a curated record